UGAAAAAAUUGAAGUGUUUGAAGUGCAGUGGAUUUUUUUCUACUAAAUACAACCUUGAAGUACAUUUUGCGGGCAAACAUCCCAACAUUUCCAUUGAAAAAAGGAAAGAAUUGUGUCGUGCAGCUGAGUGGUUUGAGGUACCGAAAAAAAAGGGCAAAUUUAUUUGUGAAAUAUGUGAUAAAACUUUACAGCGGAAAGAAAAUCUAAUUAACCAUAUGAAAAUCCACUCGACCUCGCGAAAACGGCUCAAAUGUGAUUUUUGUUCGCUGACUUUUACAUAUCGGACAAAUUUAAGACGCCAUCUAAACAAAAAACAUUCCAACGAAAUGAUCAGCAAUUCUAUCAGUUCAAAUUCCUUCCCCACUAAAAGAAGUGAUGAUGAAACCAGUAAAGACGAUGAUGUACCACUGGCCCGAAUGCAUAUAAAAUUACGCACUGAUCCAGACAUGAGCAAAGCUGCUGAUUCAGACACUGAUCCAGACAUGGAAGUUUGUUCAACUGAUCGCGGAAGUGAAGAGAAAGACUUAAAUUGUUUUCAUGACAACUGUGAACAAAACAUCGAGGAAAUGAUUGUGGAUCAUAUCGACGAAAUAUUCGAGCCGGUUCAAGCAGAUGAAGCUGUGGAAUUGGCACCUAUGAGAAGCUUACAAGAUGAAGAAGAUGACAAAUUCAUGUCGGGCGAGUAUGACCAUUUGUUCCUUAGUGAAUUACAAUUAUUUGUUCGUGUUCGUUUCUGAUCAGAAAGAUACGUACGUCGUACGUACGAACAAAACAAAGCACGAACGAACACGAACGAACGCGAACUGUUGUAGUACAAUGUGUAGUACGAGAAAUCCGAAUCUGGCGUUAGUUUUGCGAUACGAAUAAUCUUUAACACACUUUUCGUACAAAAAUUCCUAAAGACGCCUGUAAUCGUAAUGACGUGAAACUUCUUACAGGUCAUUUUUUUUAUCAAAAAAUAACAUUCUGAAAGUUUGAAAAAAUGUCGACAAAAAUUAAAUACAAAAUUUGGUUGUUGGACAAAAAAUCGAAAAUUAUGAAUGGGAGGUUUCUUUAUUACUUUUCCCACCCUUGGAUUUUAUUACUUUUCCGCACCCCUAGGCCGGAAAGGUAGGGGAGUGUGAAGAAUUGUAAACACUUUUUUCGAGCUUUCCAUAGAAUUCAAAAAAUUAAUAAAAUAAUAAAAUGAAGUAGAAGAGUUUUUUUAAAUUUUUCGAAUUCCUACUGGAUUACGGUUUAUUUUGAUUUUGAUAAACAUGGUGUUGUUCAUUCACGGUGGUGGUGACGGAAUCGAUGCCGGAUGAUUACAUACGGAGGGUUCAAGGCAAUUCUGAACACGACCCGCAUUCGAUUGACAAAUGAACCGCUUAGAAUAAAAGUAGAUAAUGGUAGAAAGUUAAAAAAAAUCUCAAUCAUAA
Messenger RNA from Contarinia nasturtii (swede midge), 1418 nucleotides. RefSeq lists its product as uncharacterized. The transcript is spliced from 3 exons. NCBI's taxonomy places the organism in Eukaryota, Metazoa, Arthropoda, Insecta, Diptera, Cecidomyiidae. Bases 216 to 737 code for a protein of 173 amino acids. The record is from RefSeq and is a predicted model, not a curated record.